This is a messenger RNA of Seminavis robusta, 819 nucleotides long. Lineage: Eukaryota; Bacillariophyta; Bacillariophyceae; Naviculales; Naviculaceae. The record is from the annotation of a GenBank genome assembly.
AUGGGAAACGUACCGUCAUUUAGCUUUGAAAAUCGAGAUGAUAUGAGACGAAAGCUUGAGGAAGAAAUGGAAAAGGCAAAGGGAACUUAUUGGAAUCGUCACGAAUCCGUUUGGGACAAGCAGCUGGAGGAGUUUGAAGGAUAUUUUGCCGUGUACAAGGGUGUUCGCAAAGAGAAAGACAUAGCACACUAUGUGGACUUGCGGUGCUUGCUUGAACAUAACAACGAAAUCGUUCCCGGACGGGGAGACAACGCUGGUACAAAAAAUCACAGCAAGAAGCACUUGAAAACUAUUCGAGGGCGUAAGAUUUGCGAGACCAACAAGUCCAAAGCUCACUUGCUUCCAAACGACCCAGUUUGCAACGAGUUUUGGCUACCAGAGCUUCAUAUGGUCCUGGGGAACACUGCGGACGCGACUGGUACCCCGGCAAAAGCCUUGGAAUGGGCAGCACGAACUCAUACCAACAAGCUCGUUUUUGGUAUGGAGCACUACCAUUUUUUUGAUGAUCUUGAGUACGGAAACAUUCUCGCCAUCCCACUAUUUGAAUCAUUCGAAGGAGUGGGACAGUGGAAUUACAAACAACCCUAUGAGAUGCUCAUUGUUUGCGACUCCAUUGAAUCUUACAGGCAAGUCGGGAUUCUUGGGGACGAAAACCAUGUGGAGAUGGCUAGUUGCGAAGACGUUCAGCGCGCCACACAACUCCUUUCCACGGCUACGAAGAUUCUUGCUGAUUCGCUGCUAGUCAACUCGGAUUUUUAUGACAAUGCUGGUGAUGGUUCAGGUGAAUCCCAAAAGAGAAUGAGCAUGAUGAAAGGAUGA